This is a messenger RNA of Manis javanica (Malayan pangolin), 1874 nucleotides long. It is a transcript of the gene HSD3B7, whose product is annotated as hydroxy-delta-5-steroid dehydrogenase, 3 beta- and steroid delta-isomerase 7. The record is from RefSeq and is a predicted model, not a curated record. Gene Ontology annotation, molecular function: oxidoreductase activity, acting on the CH-OH group of donors, NAD or NADP as acceptor. NCBI's taxonomy places the organism in Eukaryota, Metazoa, Chordata, Mammalia, Pholidota, Manidae. Gene Ontology annotation, biological process: steroid biosynthetic process.
AUGCUGGGGAUGGAGGGGUGGAGGCUGGGCUGGUCUGUUCCUGGAAUGGGCCAGGAGGGAGGGGGAGCAGGCGGAAGGGGAUGGUGUGUUGCUGGCUGGCUGGCCCCAGCGACAGAAGAUAGCCCCUCCCAUGGCCAGUUUGGGCACCCUCGGGCUGUGGUGGCAGUCAGGCAUGGCUGAUCCCGCACAGGCCGAGAAGUUGGUGUACCUGGUCACAGGUGGCUGUGGCUUCCUGGGGGAGCAUGUGGUGCGAAUGCUGCUGCAGCGGGAACCCCGGCUCCGUGAGCUGCGGAUCUUUGACCUGCACCUGGGCUCCUGGCUGGAGGAGCUGAAGACAGGGCCUGUGCAGGUGACUGCCAUACAGGGGGAUGUGACCCAGGCCCAUGAGGUGACAGCAGCUGUGGCUGGAACCCAUGUGGUCAUCCAUACAGCCGGGCUGGUAGACGUGUUUGGGAGGGCCAGUCCCAAGACCAUCCAUGAGGUCAACGUACAGGGUACACAGAACGUGAUUGAGGCUUGUGUGCAGACUGGAACACAGUUCCUGGUCUACACAAGCAGCAUGGAAGUUGUGGGGCCCAACGUCAAAGGCCACCCCUUCUACAGGGGCAAUGAGGACACCCCAUAUGAAGCAGUACACAGACACCCCUAUCCUCGCAGCAAGGCCCUAGCUGAGCGGCUGGUCCUGGAAGCCAGUGGAAGGAAGGUGCGUGGUGGGCUGCCCCUGGUGACAUGUGCCCUGCGUCCCACCGGCAUCUAUGGUGAAGGCCAUCAGAUCAUGAGGGACUUCUACCACCAGGGCCUGCGCCUGGGGAGUCGGCUGUUCCGGGCCAUCCCAGCCUCUGUGGAGCAUGGCCGGGUCUAUGUGGGCAAUGUGGCCUGGAUGCAUGUGCUGGUGGCCCGGGAGCUAGAACAGCGAGCUGCAAUAAUGGGUGGUCAGGUGUACUUCUGCUAUGACAAAUCACCCUAUAAGAGCUACGAGGACUUCAACAUGGAGUUCCUGGGCCCCUGUGGGCUGCGGUUGGUGGGCACCCGCCCAAUGUUGCCCUACUGGGUGCUGGUGCUUCUGGCUGUCCUCAAUGCCCUGCUGCAAUGGCUGCUGAGGCCACUGCUACUCUAUACACCCCUGCUGAACCCCUACACGCUGGCUGUGGCCAACACCACCUUCACUGUCAGCACCAAUAAGGCUCAGCGCCAUUUUGGCUACGAGCCCCUGUUCUCAUGGGAGGAGAGCCGGACCCGCACCAUCCGCUGGGUCCAGGCCAUGGAGGGUUCAGCCCAGUGAUAGUGGAGCCGGGGCCUGGAGCCCAGCGUGGCAUGUCUGUCCAGGUUCACAGCCCUCAAACCCUGGGUAGUGAGAAAAGGCUGCAUUCUAGAUCUGAAGGAGGGGUCUGAUGCCAGCCGGGCCAUCCUACAGUGCUCCACAUUUGAGUCUGCAUCCUGAUGCCUCUUAAGUUCUAGGGCAGGGGCAUCUUCACUCUCAGCCCAGGCCUGCUGGCUGGUUGGCAAGGGUCUGAUUUCCCCAGUGCCCUGAAUUGCUCCCAUCCAUUUCUGGCUUGUCAAGCAGGAAGUGGGUAGAAGUUUCACAGGCCCCGUGCAGGCCUUCUGACUGUCCCCAUGUGACCUUCAGAGGCCCUCUGGCUCUUCCUGCCACCUUUGGCCCUCCUUGGUGUCAUAUUCUCAUUAGUUACGUCAUUUAUCACUUUUAGACAUUUAUCUUUGAAUUCUCUUCAAUGAAGCCCGAGGAAAUCCGUCUAUAUUUACUUCUUCCCAACCCUUUACCCAAAUCAGUUUCUGUGGUGUUGUGAGAUCUCUGCCUGAGGGUGUCCCAGUAAUGCUGUAUCUGGGCAAGCCCUCAAUUAAAACUCUGUAUCCAA